AUAUUUAUGCUCAAAACAAGAUGGCGUUCUUGACUUUUUGAGUGCUUCGGACAUUGAAUUUUCAUUGGACGCUCGGAUUUCUCAUGUUUGUGUUUUAUUUUACAAAACGUAAUUUUUAUUUUGUAAAUUAUUUUAAAUUCCUUUUAUUAUUACUAUUAGUUUGUGCAGUGUAUAUGUUUAGAGUGGUUGACUUGCACAAUGAGCAAUUACGAUGACGAUCAAAGUGAAGAUGGAGAGCUAGCACGCAGUCCUGUUCAAGACGAAAUGGAUUUCAGUUUAUCAGAUGAGGACCGCGAUAAUGCUGAUUCCUUAGUUAUAAAGCCACCACAGGCUGUGAUUCGUUCAUCACAUCGAGACAAACGGAGUCACAAAAGAGCUGGUAAAGAGAGAUUCAAAGAAGUAUCUCGGAAAGAAAAGAAACAUCUUUACAGGGAACGUGACAAACCAGAGAAGUCAAAAAGAGAACUAAGUAAAACUACUGACCGUGAAGAAAUGACCAAAGAAUAUUACAGAGAAAAGCAAUACUAUAGGGAAAAGGAGGCUUAUAGAGAAAAAGACCCUUAUCGGGAAAAAGAUGCAUACAAUAGGGAUCGAGAGUUGUACAGGGAGAAAGAAGCAUAUAGAGACAAAGAAAUUUAUCGUGAAAAAGAAGCAUACAGGGACAAGGAAGCUUAUCGGGAUAAGGAGGUUUAUCGAGAAAAGGAAAUUUUUAGGGAUAAGGAUAUCAGAGAAAAGGAAUUGUACAGAGAACGGGAAGUAAGAGAUAAGGAUAUGUACAGAGACAAAGACCCUUAUAGAGAAAGAGAUCAUUACAAGGAAAGAGAAGCUUAUAGGGAUCCUUCUGGGAGAGAUGCAGUACGACCUCGUGAAGCAUACAGGGAAAAAGAGUCUUAUAAGGAGAAAGAUGUACCACGGGAACGUGAUGUGUACUUAAAUCGUGAACGUCAAUAUAAAUAUUCAGAUAGUGAUAGAAAAGGAGUUGAAAAUAAUAGAAUUGAGUCAAGAUUAAGAUUAUUGGCUGAAGAAGGGCACGGUAAUCAUAACAAUGAAAAAGAAAAUAGGGAUAGAACUUCUGGAGAUAAGGAAUUGGAAGACCUAAGAUCUAGAUUACUGAGCAAAAGAAUAUCGAAGGAACUUCAAGGUCAAGACUCUAAGAGAUCAUCUGACUAUUCUGAAAAAGAGAUGAGAUCGGAUCGCCAUGUCACUUUGGAUAAACACCAGCAGGAAAGAAGGAAAAAAUUGCUUGAAGCAGAACGGGAAAUGGAAAAAAGGAAACAUGAAUCACGCACUGAGCUGGAAGCUAGACGCGAAGAACGCCGCCGCCGUGGGAAGAAGCGAUCAGUAUCACCGGAAGAGGUGUCCAGUAAAAAGUCAAAGACCAAUCAUUCCCCUGCAUACGGAGACUCAGUUGUUACUGUCUCUGAUGCCAGUGAUGUUGAGAUGAAAAGCAAUUCUCCACAUUCCGAACCUGAAGAUGGCGAACAUUCCAACAGUGAAACCGAUGAUGACAGUUCUAGUACAGACUCGGAUUCUGAUGCUGCCUCAAAGUCUGAGGAUGAUGAGGAAGACAAUAAUAAAGAGGAUAUUAAAUCAGACAAGGAAGAAUUAAAGGAGAAAGUUCCUGAAAAAGCUCGCCCAAAGUCUAGAUCGAAAUCGCAUACUCCUAAUUCAGAUAAUAGAACUCCAUCAUCUCAUGGAUCAAGAAGGUCACUUUCUAGAUCCAAAAGUAGGAGUAGAUCACAUUCUUUUUCUCCGCCACCUCCAGGAGAAAAUGGCAAACCAGCUCCCGAAGAAGAGAAACCCAAAGUGGAUGAUGAAGAAGCUAAAAAGAGAGAGGAAGCUAUUAGUGCUUUGCCCCCUUAUUAUCCCGCUCUCCAGGGUUGUCGGUCAGUAGAGGAGUUUCAAUGUCUGAACAGAAUAGAAGAAGGCACAUACGGCGUUGUUUACAGAGCUCGUGACAAAACUUCCGAUGAAAUUGUCGCUCUUAAACGUCUCAAAAUGGAAAAGGAAAAGGAGGGAUUCCCGAUCACGUCACUGAGGGAAAUUAAUACACUGUUAAAGGGCCAGCACCCGAACAUAGUCACGGUGCGCGAGAUCGUGGUCGGCUCCAACAUGGACAAGAUAUUCAUCGUCAUGGACUACGUGGAGCACGACUUGAAGAGCCUUAUGGUGACUAUGAAGGCGAAGAAGCAGGUGUUCCUUCCAGGAGAAGUGAAAUGCUUGAUGACACAACUACUAAGUGCUGUUCAUCAUCUUCAUGACAACUGGAUUUUACACAGAGAUCUUAAAACGAGCAAUCUUCUGUUAUCACACAAAGGCGUAUUGAAGGUGGGAGAUUUUGGUCUUGCGAGAGAAUACGGGUCCCCUUUGCGUCAAUACACGCCAGUCGUAGUGACUCUGUGGUACAGGUCACCAGAACUGCUGCUCUAUGGAAAGGAAUACUCUACGCCCAUCGAUAUGUGGAGCGUGGGAUGCAUUUUUGGAGAAUUCGUCUCUAUGAACCCGUUGUUCCCGGGCAGGUCUGAGGUAGACCAGCUGAAUAGGAUAUUUAAGGAUCUCGGGACGCCAUCGGACGCGGUGUGGCCGGGCUACAGCGAGCUGCCGCCGGUGCAGAAGAUGACGUUCGCGGAGCACCCGGCCGGCGGGCUGCGCCAGCGCAUCGGGCCCGACCUGCUGUCCGAGGCCGGCCUGGCGCUGCUGCAGGGCUUCCUCACCUACAACCCCGCCAAGCGGCUCACGGCCGACGCCGCGCUGGACCAUCCUUACUUUAAGGAGCAACCGGUGGCGAUAGACCCGGCGAUGUUCCCGACGUGGCCGGCGAAGUCGGAGGGCAACCGGCGCGCCACGCACAGCCCGCGCCCGCCGGCCGGCGGCGCCGCCUACGAGCAAUUCGCGCGCUCCGACUCCGACGACGCGCUCGGCUUCCACGUGCAGCCGCGCUCGCUCAACGUCGCGCCAGGUUUCUCGCUCAAGUUCUAGCCGGCUCUAUUAUAGUCUCCACCCGCGCCGUGCUCGCAGACGGAAAGCUGAUAUUUUUAACGCACUAAGCCAAGCCUCGUUCGCACUAGUCGAGUAAUUUAGUCGAGUGGCGAGUAAUUUUGUAGCUACGUGUCCGAACACCAAAAAUUUUGCCAGUUCGCGCGCUCCGACUCCGACGACGCUCCACUGCUUCCACGUGCAACAGCGCUCGCUCAACUUCGCGCCAGGUUUCUCGCUCAAGUUCUAGCCGGCUCUUGCCUCCAUCCGCGCCGUGCUCGCCGACGGAACUAAGCUAAACGCACUAAAUCACUCGACUAGCCUCGUUCGCAAUUUUGUAGCUACGUGUCCGAAUACCAAAAAUUUAGUGGAGCAGGUUACUAAUUCGUUUAGUCGAGCCAAGCCACCACGCGUCCCUGCUCACUCGCUCACCGGCUAAACGAGUUCGAACCGGGCGGUUUAGUAGAGUUCAUAUAAAAACCACUAAAUAGUUGUAACUGUACUCGAUGAAAGUGCGAAAGGCUUUUUGGUCUUAACUAGUAGUUUGUUAUUAAAAGCGAGUUAUUCUACUAAAUUACUCGACUAGUGCGAACAAGGCUUUAGUGCUAAUAGGACCGCCAUGUUUCAUUGGUCGGACCCAAGGUUGAAUGCUUAAACGGGAUACCCCGUAUGGGGGUAUACGGGACCGCGUGCCCAAGCCUUAUUAGGCGUCACAACAUAAUAUCUAAAUGUUGUCAAUAGCACUUUUCCGCUGUCGUUCGAGCGCAAUGGGUGUUUAUAAAUAAAAAUAUUGUAUAUUAUUUAGCAUUUUUGGUACGCGUUGAGUACACUUCGCGAUUUACAUUAUAUUUUUACCAUCAUUACGAGGUUUAUCUCACAUAAGUUUUUUGAAAUUACCUCACCUAUAUAAUUAUAGAUAUUUUUUCGACAAUAGGUUUCGUUUGAAAAAUGUGCCUUCGAGCAAAAUUAACUGCAAUAACUAACUGAAUUUAAUGAAAUCGUGCAAAACAUAAUAUUUAUAUUACAAAUCUAUGUGUUACGUAUAAAAAGCGAAUAGUCGUUGUACUUAUCUUAGCAUUUAACCUUGUAUUGUUUGUAACUACUUGUCACUUCUUCAAAAUCUUUUCGUAAAUAUGUAUUGAAAAAUAUGUAAAUAUUAAUAUUUUUGCAUUACUUAGACAAACCCAAAAUGUAACUUCAAAACAUAGAUAAUAAUAUAGUAUAUAGUAUUUUAAUAGGUAUCGUUACAUGUUGGUAACGAGAAAUAUCGUCAUAAAAUGUACUAAAUUAAACCAAUAAUGGUGGUUGCAUAUAGAAACCAAAAUGUCCUCAUAAUCCCCUAAAGCGAAACAAAUAAAACCUAAAAUUGUUCGAAACAGUUACUUAUUAGUAAUUAUACUAUAAUCUUAAAAUUAUAAAAGCAAAAAAAAUAUGUAAAUACAUUGUUUAAUGUAGUUAAGUAUUAGUGGUGAGUGAACCUCAAUGCAGAUAAUAUUAGAUGUAAUUUGAUCUAGAUUAGAAAUAAAUGGUACAAUAAUUAUAUUAUGUUUUGAGAAA
Ostrinia nubilalis (European corn borer) is the source of this 4533-nucleotide messenger RNA. It is a transcript of the gene Pitslre, whose product is annotated as cyclin-dependent kinase 11B. The record is from RefSeq and is a predicted model, not a curated record. The transcript is spliced from 12 exons. NCBI's taxonomy places the organism in Eukaryota, Metazoa, Arthropoda, Insecta, Lepidoptera, Crambidae. Gene Ontology annotation, biological process: protein phosphorylation; regulation of mitotic cell cycle. The coding region runs from base 199 to 2979 and encodes 926 amino acids. Gene Ontology annotation, molecular function: protein serine/threonine kinase activity; ATP binding. Gene Ontology annotation, cellular component: nucleus.